Messenger RNA from Ceraceosorus guamensis, 1339 nucleotides. Its product is annotated as transmembrane protein. Gene Ontology annotation, cellular component: membrane; EMC complex. Lineage: Eukaryota; Fungi; Basidiomycota; Exobasidiomycetes; Ceraceosorales; Ceraceosoraceae. The transcript has 4 exons. Gene Ontology annotation, biological process: protein folding in endoplasmic reticulum. The record is from RefSeq and is a predicted model, not a curated record. The coding region runs from base 366 to 1223 and encodes 285 amino acids.
CGAUCGAAAGCUGCCGCAUCAGCAGCUCUUCACGUUCGACUUUGAGACUGCAUCACGCUUGACAGCAUCAGCGACUUAAUUUGGACUCAGACUGAUCAGUACGAUCUUUGGAUCGCCGACCUCUGGCCUGAAUAGCUGAUGCAUUCGAGCUCAUCCACAAGCUUGGCCUACACGUCCUGUAGCUAGGCGUAUCUCACGCCCCCAGUCCGUUGUCCACUCGAUCUUCUGUGCGGGGCGCAGGUGUGCUCUUCAUUCCCAUCGUCCACCUUGCCGACUCGAUCUCUCAGGCAGUCAACCCACGUCAACCGAAAGACAGAAGCCACAAUCGCAAGCUUGACUGGUCACCUCUCGAUCCCUUCGGUACGAUGGUGUUGACGCAGGAUCUGCUGCUGGAUCCGUCCAUCAGGACGUGGGUUCUGCUGCCCAUCUUGGCAGUGAUGGUGGAGGUGGGCUUGCUGCGUCACUACAUUACUCAGCUGAUUGGGAGCAAGCCCAAAGGUACCAAGCCAGAGCUGCUACGAGAACAACGCAUUCUGACGCGAGCUCAAACCACUCGAGCCAACGCCUGGUACCUCUCACCCUCAUCGCUCGCAACGAGAAAAGACUGGCUAGCUGAGGUGCUCAGCAACGGCAGCUACGUCAAUCCCAAAGAAGAGCCAAAGAAGUCCAAGAAUCCAAACGAACCGGAAAUGCCAGCGAAUCCUUUGAGCAAUCCAGAUCAGAUGGAAGCCAUGAUGGAUCAGCUCAAGAAGAGCAUGGUCAUGAUGGUGCCGCAGACGGUCAUCAUGGGUUGGAUCAACUGGUUCUUCAGCGGAUUCGUAUUGCUACGCCUGCCAUUCCCUCUGACGCUACGCUUCAAGCUGAUGCUGCAGCGAGGUAUCGACACGCAAGACAUGGACGUCUCAUGGGUCAGCUCCAUCUCGUGGUACUUUUUGUGCCUAUUUGGUCUCAAUGCGGUGUUCAGACUGAUUCUUGGCGAGGGCAAUGCUGCGGACGGCACGAGGGACUUGGCUGGCAUGUCGUCCCUGGGAGUGGGUGCGGGUCCGGCGGCAGGUGCUCCACCCAACCCUUUCGCGGCAGCGACGGGAGGAGCUUCUGCUGGACCCGACUACGCGAAGCUUCAUGCACAAGAAAAGGAGAAUGUGGAACUGAUCUCGACGCUUGGGAACAGGUGGCACGGGUCAGGGGUCGAGGAGAGGGUGUUGGCGAUGUAUGCCUUGUAGAGCAGAAGCUGCAGCGCUGCACAGUCUCUGUUUACGCAUCGUAGACCGCAAGACUCAAAUGUAGUGUGCAUGGCGGAAUGAGGAUGCGCAUUCCUUUGCAGGCAGCAGUAUCGUGG